AUGCUCCCAUUGGCAACCGCGCCCCCAGGGACCUUUCCAGGGACAGCAGCUCCCAUAAGGACUCUCGCCAGGGCGGCGGCACCCCUAGGUACCCUCCCAGUGGUGGCAGAGUUCCCAGGGGCGGAGACGCCCCCAAGGACCCUACAAGGAGAAGCGGCGCCCUUCCAAGGGUCCCCAGGGGCCCUAUGGGACCCUCCCGGAGGCGGUGGCGUCCCCGGGAAUCCUCCGGGGGACGGCGGUGCAUCCAGGGACCCUCCCAAGGAUGGUGGCGCCCCCAGGGUUCCUGCCAGGGGCGGCGGGGCCCCCAGGGACACUCCUAGGGACCGUGGCACCGCCAGGGACCCUCCCAGAGGCGGCGGCACCCACAGGGACGUUCCAAAGGCGGUGCCCCCAAGGACCCUCCAAAGGGCGGUGGCGCCCCCACGGACCCUACCAAGGGUCCCUAGGGACCCUAUGGCAUGCUUCUGCACCCAGGGGCCCUACAGUUCUGGCGCUCCCAGGGGUCCUCCUAGAGUUGACAGCGCCCCCAGGAGCCCGUCAAGAGGCGCCUACGCCUCCAGGAACCAUUCCAGGAGCAGCGGCGCCCCCAGGCGCCCUCUCAUAAGCGGCUGCACCCUUAGGGGCACUCCCAUGGGUGCCCUCCCAGGGGUACUGGCGCUCCCAAAGGCUCUCCCAGUUAUGGUGGCGUUGCCAGGGUCCCACUCAGGGACGAAAGCGCCCCCAGGGGCCCUCCCAGGGGUGGUGGCGCCACCAGUGCCCACUCAGCGGUGA
Homarus americanus (American lobster) is the source of this 771-nucleotide messenger RNA. RefSeq names its product basic salivary proline-rich protein 3-like. The coding region runs from base 1 to 771 and encodes 256 amino acids. Lineage: Eukaryota; Metazoa; Arthropoda; Malacostraca; Decapoda; Nephropidae. The record is from RefSeq and is a predicted model, not a curated record. The transcript is spliced from 4 exons.